Aphanomyces astaci is the source of this 555-nucleotide messenger RNA. RefSeq lists its product as hypothetical. Bases 1 to 555 code for a protein of 184 amino acids. NCBI's taxonomy places the organism in Eukaryota, Oomycota, Saprolegniomycetes, Saprolegniales, Verrucalvaceae. The record is from RefSeq and is a predicted model, not a curated record. The transcript is spliced from 3 exons.
AUGAAACUCCAAGAGAAGUCGACCAGUUCGCUACACAUCGAUGAAGAAGGGGUGAAGCGUCUGGAGUACAUUCGGCAUUCCUUGUCUAAGGCCAUGAAGAUGGCUUACAUCGUAGCGCGUGAUCGGAAACCGUGGGAGAGAUGGGCGGAGAACUUUGUCUCGUUCGCGCCUGGUCAGACGAAGGCUGAGCGGUCGUGGAAUUAUAGCCUACGCAGGUUUUUGGACAAGCACGGCGAGGUUAUUUGGAAUCGGUAUUUCUGGAUCAGUUGUGGUACUGCCGAGGAGGGAUAUCAUGUACAUGCCUCGUCCAACGAUCCCAACCACAAAAAAAGAGAGAAAGCCAAGAACGAGUGGGUACGGCUGGUUUCUGAGCUGCAUAAGUUCGCAGAGGCGUCGGUGUUCCAUUUUCUGUUUCACAAAGUCCACCUGUAUUGGGCCGAGAUCACCCAAGAGCCAUACAGUCUGACGUCGAUGCAGACCAGCCUGGGAGAAAAUGAGAGAGCCUACGAGUUUGACCCAGCUUUGCCAGCUGCGAUGCACGAGAAGUGGGCAUGA